GAGUGUCGGGGUUCAUUGGGUUCGGCUUCUCCCAGCGUUUCCUGUCCUCGGCGCUCUGCGGAUCGACAGCCGAUCCUGUGGCUCGGGGCAUCGCCACGGGCGCGGCCGCCCAUGCGCUGGGUGCCGCCUGCCUGGUCGCCACAGAGCCGGAGGCAUUCGUCUGGGGCAUGCUGUCCAUGGCCGUCUCUGGGGUCGCCUCCGCCGCCUGGAUCUGCGCCUGCCAGUCCCGGACGCCCUCCGGGCAGAGCUACUGAGCCGACUCUCGGAUCCUGAUAUUUCUGAGGGCCGCUCUCUUGAUGCCGCGGACUGCGGGGAGGAAUGCUGGAGGCUCUGGUUGGCAUUCUCCCGUCUCGUGAAGGAGGCUAAUAGCUCGCAAACAGCUGGCGACACAGCCGCUGUGUGGAGGGAGUUUGCCUCAAAUGUCCAGCAUACUCACCAUGAAUCCAGGGGCCUGGUGAGCGCCCCAUGGAACGGUUAUGACCUGGCAACGCAUGGGGUGCCUGUUCUCCUUACAGAAAGGGGCACAGGUGGUGUUGCAGACGGGAUGGCGAUGGUGCGUGCUGGUGGACGCCCGCCCACCACAAACUUUGCUGAUUCCAGUCAUGAUUGGACACUUUGCGCUCACUUGUCGGGGGGAGGUGAUGAGCACCACCACAAUCACGACCACCUUGUCUACGUUGUCGUCAACAACAACUUUGACAGUAUCCAGGACUACGAGCACACAGAGCUCAACAUCUGCCACCUCGACCACGGAGACAUUCACAACAGCAACUUCCACAUCCCAGACCACAACCACCACAGAAUCGAACACAACGACUUCCAGCACCACCACUACCACAUACACGAACACGACGCAAACCAUCACAUCCUCCACGGCAACGACCCAAACAACCUCGCUGCUCGGCUGGAAUUUGUCAAGCUGACUUCGACCACCACCAGCUUCACGAGCACCAACACCACCACCACGACCUCCACGACGACCACCCAGGUCUACUUCCUCUCUGUCGACCUGGCUCAGCUCACGGCCACGCACCUGACCCUGAGCUUCAACUACCCUGCCAGGUGGGUGCAGGAAACAAACGUUACCUGGGGGUGCCACGCCUUGUUCGAUACCGUCACAGCCGAGAAGCUGGGCCUCUCACCGGGCUGCUCCAUGUCUGAGGAUUUAAAUCGCCUCCAGGUCGUCCUCGGCGAGCGGUCGUACCUGCAAGUUGGCGACCUGGUGACGCUGCUCUUCGGGGUCUUCGUUCCGGCCAGCGGGGUGUACCUGCCCACAGAAAUGGAGUCGACGGUGACGACGGAGGAGCCGGCGGUGGCGGUCCAUGCCGUGCUCGUCGCCCCGGACAUUUCUCCAGUCUGUGCCCGGCUGCGAUUCUCCACAGCGCUGUCUACGGGUUUCGCUGGACGUGCUCCCAGCGUUUCUUGGCAUUUCGGCAAUGGCACCCACGAGGACCUCGGAUCGCUGCUUCAGCCGGCGCUGGCCGAGGCCAGCGACUACGCCGAGCAGGUCUUGGAGAUACCUCCUGAGACCCUCUUCGCGGCCGUGUCGGAGGUGCAGGCCAACGAGUCCAACUGGUCGGAAAUGGUGCUGGAAGUCGUGAGUACGAUCACCAACUGGCACGGCGAGCAGGACGAAGCGACGGCAGUGCUAACUGUCCUCAAUGUGGAGGAGCCGCUGCCCCAAAUCGUUCCUGUCAUGCUCUCAGAGCUUGAGUUCCUACCAUCCGAAGAGGCGGAGAUGGCGGUGCAGGUCUACCCCUCCGAAACUGCGGCCUACUGUGUGGACAGCAUCCGCCGAAGUGGUCGGGUGGACACCAUCGUGCGCCAGGAGGGCAACGAGACAUGGAUAGAGACACUACCACCUGAGCCCGUGGCCCCUGCGGAUCCUGGGGUGAUCCGUAUCCGCUGGGAGUACCGACGACUGGACGAUGGUGCUUGCGUCUGGGUCAGCCACGCUGGAAACGAGUCCAACGAAACUGAGAACGCCUCCAAUGGUACCAACUUGUCUGAGUGGAACUCUACGGGCAACUUCUCCUGUGCCAUGAUGUUCUGGCAGCCCCUGGAGAACCUGCGAUUCGCCAACCGAGCCCGGGAUCCGAGCUCACUGCGCCUGCCGGCCUUCACCUUACCGCCCAACUCCAGCCAUCAGUUCCGGGCCUCGGCCUCCCGCGAGGAUCUGGAGGACUUCGGCAACCGGUCCACGGUGACCUACACGGUGAGCGUCCUGCCGCGCUCCAGGCCCAUGGUCUCUGUGAUCGGCCCGCCCGCGGCCUCCGCAUCCUGCGCCCUUGCCCUCAGGGCGGAGGCAUGGGAGGUUGCUUCAAUGGCUUCUCGGGGGCCGGGUGAGGGGCCCCGCUUCGAGUACGCCUGGUCCUGCCUGGUCGGCGACAUGGCGGAGAUGAACGAAAGCGAAGCCCACUAUGCAGAGCGCUGCCUGCCACGGUUGGCCCGUUGGGCAGGGCCCGAGCUGAGAGUUCAGGCCGGCGAGCUGGAGGAAGACACGUACACCUUCCGCGUGCAUGUCAGGCGGCCGGGACCCGGAGAGGAAUGGUCUGAAGCGUACUGGUCAGUCAAGGUUGGCAUGGAGCCAUGGCCCCAUGUGGCACUGACUGUGCCCUGGCGGUCGAAUGAGGCUCUGUCCACGGCCAGCCAGGAUGUGAGAGCUGUCGCCGAGGUCAUGGGCAGCAGCUCUUGUCCGGUGCCCAUAUGGACCUGGCAGUGGGUCUUGGUGAGUGCCAGCUCCACCAUCCUAGCGCUCCUCAGGACGACCAAUGAGUCGUCCUUGGAAGAGCCCCUGGGCAACACCUCGCUCUCGACGGCCGAUUUCAGAUCUCAUCUUCUGAGGUCGGGCCAUCGCUAUGCUUAUGCCCUCGUGGCCCACGAUGCCUCCAAUGCCGCGGCGCAGCUCCAUCUUCUGGAGAACUCGACGCUCCAGCAGCUUGAGAGUGUAGGAGCCUUCGUGUCCUGGUCUCACUUCUUCCUCGCGGAUGGGCCGCCUGCAUUUGGCGUGGUGGAGUCGACGCCGCGCUCGGGCUACGCCGUCUCCAGCUUGUUCACCCUGAAUACUUUCGGGUGGUUUGACGAGCUGGAAGAUGGUAUCAGCUACGCCUUCUUCCGCUUUCCGUUGGAGAACAUUCCAGGGCUCGGAGCAGAUUCCCUUUAUGAUGCUGCCCCGGGCAAUGACGUCGAAUGGCGCCUUCCCUAUACUGACUGGCACAAUGUGUCCAGCCCCGCCUACUUCCAGAGACAAGGUGGCCUGCUCUUGCGUCCAUGGGACAGAGCCAAGAGUGUCUCCGAUGUCAUCCUAGCCGCCGGCUCCUACUACUUGGUGGUCCGCGCGCGCGACGCGCUGGGAGCUGAGGGCGUGGCAUCUGUUCUUGGCCCGGUCGUGUCUGAACCUGCGUUCCUCAGCGCCACGGAGACUACCAACGCCUUGAAGGUAGCGGCCGCCUCCAGCGACGCGGACCGAAUCCUCAACGCUGUGGAUGCUGCACUCUCGGUACCCGUCUCCGAGGCUUUCGAAAGCUCACUUCUUGAGGCGAUGGAGGUGGCCGCCAGCGUGGUGGCGCCCAGCCCAGAGGCCUUGGAGAAGAUGAGCUACGCGGUCUCCUCUGUGGUGCAAGGAGGAAGGACAGGCAUGGGACUCCUUAUGAACAAGUCGCAGCUUUCCCAAGCCGCAGGCUUGCUGGACAGUUGCAUUGACCUGGCGCUGGAGAGCCCCGAGAGCGGUGUCGGGGUGAACCUUGGCGUGGCGAUGCUGGAAGGCAUCUCAUCCGUGAAUCUUGGAGCGCGUAUGGGCCAGAACAGCUCCCUCAACGAGUCCGCGAACUUGUCGACCAUGCUCGAGACGCUGGCCUCGAAGCUCGCAGAUGCUAGCCUGGCACUCAUGCGCCUGGGUGAAUCGAAGUCCAUGACUUCUUCCAACGGCGGCAGUGGCAUGGCCCUGGAGCUUUCCC
Symbiodinium sp. CCMP2456 is the source of this 3956-nucleotide messenger RNA. The record is from the annotation of a GenBank genome assembly. NCBI's taxonomy places the organism in Eukaryota, Dinophyceae, Suessiales, Symbiodiniaceae.